CCACAUAUGUCAAGUAUUCCAUGUUAUUCCAUUGUGUGUUUUCUAAAUUUCUCUUUUUCUUUACAGUGCGGACACCACCUCCGCAGCCACGGCCACCUUCUCCAACACUCGGUGAACCAUGGAGGGACGUAAACUGGGGAGACAAAGAGGUGGAUCUUCAGUAUGUGAAGGAGUAUAAGCCUGAAAGGGACGACAUCAGACAUCUCAGAAUUCUUCUGUACGGACCCGUCGGAGCUGGAAAGUCCAGCUUCAUCAACUCUGUCAGCAGCGUCCUACGAGACAGAAUGAGUAUCCCUGCUGCCGCCAGUGCAACAACUUCUGACAAAAGUUUCACCAGAAAGUAUGAAACUCAUACAAUCAGAAAGGAAAAAGGAAACCCACAGACAUUUUAUCCUUUCGUCUUCAAUGACAUCAUGGGUCAGGAGGAAGAUUCUGGCUCUGGAGUUCAUCCUGAAGACAUCAAACUGGCCAUGAAGGGACACGUGAGAGAGAAAUACAAGUUCAAUCCUGUAUCUCCGCUGUCCAGUGAAGAUCCAGGCUACAACCCAGAACCGUCUGCAGAUGACAAAGUUCAUGUUCUGGUUUGUGUGUUUUCUGCUAACUCAGCAGAAACUACGGAGUCAGUUCUGCAGAAGAUGGCAGACAUCAGACAGGAAGCCGGUGACCUGGGGAUUUCCCAGAUGGCAAUGAUGACCAAGAUCGAUGAAGCCUGUGGUGAAACUGAGAAGAACCUGAGGAAUGUGUACAAGAGCAAACACCUGAAGAAGAAGAUGAAAGACUUCAGUGCAGCAGUUGGGAUCCCGAUGAACUGCAUCUUUCCUAUCAAGAACUACAGUGAAGAAAUCGACAUCAGUGAUGAUGUUGACAGUCUGAUCCUGAGCGCUCUGAGAUGUAUGAUCGACUUUGGAGACGACUUCAUCAACAAAUUAUGAUCAGAAGGAGGCUAAAUCUGAAUCCACCUACAUGUUUUAAAGGGUUGGAGUUCAGAGGGAAAUGACAGUUUAUCAUAAUCUGGUUUUAUCUGUAUAGCUCAGCUUUGAUGAGGUCGAUUACAGCUUAGCUUCAACAGCUACAUCAGUAAUCUUGCUUUACAUUAAUGCACAAGUGACAAUAACCUGAUGACAUCAGAAUAAUACAACAGUCACAGUUAUAGUAGAAUCAUUUCUUUAACUAUAUUUUCCUGAUUAUACCUGCAUGCUUUUACUGAAGUAACAUUUUCAGUAAAGUAAAUUAUCUAUUAAAUUAAUUGUAUUUCACACUUGUAUUUUGCUGCCAAAAUGUAACACAGCAUACUACUGGAAAAGUUCAAUAAAUCAGAUGCUUUUGCCUUUU
Molecule: messenger RNA, 1332 nt
Organism: Acanthopagrus latus (yellowfin seabream)
Lineage: Eukaryota; Metazoa; Chordata; Actinopteri; Spariformes; Sparidae
Product: interferon-induced protein 44-like
Exons: 7
Coding region: 21-932 (303 amino acids)
Source: RefSeq, a predicted model, not a curated record